This is a messenger RNA of Mytilus californianus (California mussel), 838 nucleotides long. RefSeq lists its product as uncharacterized. The transcript is spliced from 6 exons. The record is from RefSeq and is a predicted model, not a curated record. Bases 51 to 683 code for a protein of 210 amino acids. NCBI's taxonomy places the organism in Eukaryota, Metazoa, Mollusca, Bivalvia, Mytilida, Mytilidae.
UUAUUUCCUUGAGUUGUAUUUUCAUUUAAUAAACUUUUCAAAAGAAAAAUAUGGAAAUGAUAUUGAUCAAAAGCAUGACUUAUUUAUUGUGUAUUAUUCUCAGUGUCAUGCAAGUAAAAGGUCUUGCAUAUGGAGUUUGUAAAGUACGAGAAAGAUCAGUAGGAGACAAGAUAGUAAAAGUGGAGGGUUGUUGUAAUAAUUUUUACAAGAAGAAUGAAGUCUGUGUUGAAUGUCCGAUUGGCCAUUCUUCGGAGGGGAAACAGUGUGAAAAAUGCGUAAAUGGACAAUAUGGAGUAAAAUGUGCAGAGUUGUGCCAUUGUAACGCCACGGAAAGGUGUGAUCAUGUGAGGGGAUGCAUUACUGUUACAGUGGAUGACAGGACUGAGAAGACAAAUCCUCCAAUAGAUAGUUAUGCACCCGAACAGGCUGCCGAACAUGACGAUGUUGUUACUUACAUGACAUGUGUAGCAGUUGGAAGCGUUUUAGUUGUCAUCUGUGGUCUACUCGCGAAGAACAGAGAAGCAGUUUGUAGACGAAAUGGUAGUAUCACUGCCAUGGAAAAUGAAAUAACGAAGAGAAAGCGACCAAAUUUCGGCCCUUGUAAAAUCAAUGGUAAAGAUAAAAAAGAAAGCUUGUAUGCGGAAAUAAACGAAAAGUAUAUGAUCAACUUCGACGGAGAAUGAAUCAGAACGUAGCAACAUUUCAUUUUUUUUAUUACAAGAUGACAUAAUAUUUGUUUUAUAUUUGUGUGUAUAGUUCUUUUUUUUUUGUUAAACUCUUUCAUUUAUUACUUAUUUUCACUUUAUUUUUUAAUCGCUUUGAUAAAUAUUUAAAAAUG